AUGGGCGAUGAUCACAUGAACACUCUCCAGGCAAGGCCAAAACUAGAACUUGAAGAACUGUACCAAGGAAUCCCAGAUGAGUCUGUUAACCUUACCUUUAAAGACCUAGCCAAUAUUAAUUCAUCAGACAAUUCAAACAGUACAAUUGCCACAACCACUUCUCAACAUGUUUCUCAAGCUGGUAUAAUCACCAAUAACCCCACAAAGGUACCAUCACCUUCUCUUUCCACUGUACCUAGUCUUGACUUCAGAAAGGGCUUGGAGGGAUACAAUAAUCAUCAUCAUCAUCAUCAUUUUGGCUAUAAAGGUGGUGACUCACAGUGGGGUCAUUAUAGCCAUGCAAGUGGUGGUGCAGCAAGUGCUCAAAUUAGCAGGGCCAGUGAGUACAGCAUGAGCUAUGAUGGAAUGAAGAGUGGUGAGAGUUUUGCUUCUGGGAAAGGUGGGUCUGGUCGACGAAGGAGGCCAGGGAUUCCUCACUCUAAGAUUUGCACCAUUUGCAGUAACUAUGUUUACCUUUUCAGGACUAGAUGCCUGAUAUUUCUUGAGACCAUGCAGGUUUGUGGCAGGGUUUAUUGCAAGCAGUGUGUGGAAAUAGGCAUGGGAGAAAUGACAGAAGGAAGAAAGUGUAUUGAGUGUCUUGGAUUGAGAUUUAGCCAAAGGUACAUAGAGAGAGCAGGGGUGGUAGGGUGUUGCAGUUGGAGGUAUCCAAGCACAUUGAAGCAUGUUGAGCUUUCAUGGUCUGAGAAAGGACCAAGAAAGAGAGGUGAUAGAGGGUAUGGUCAUAGCAUGGCCACCUCAAGACCUAGAACCCCUACAUCUAGAAGGACUCCUCUUUCCAUUGCCAGCACUGAAGCCUCCUUUGUCAUGUCUGCAACUCAUUGUCCUUUCUCAGCUCAUCAACACCUCCCUCUUUGA
Molecule: messenger RNA, 915 nt
Organism: Sphenostylis stenocarpa
Lineage: Eukaryota; Viridiplantae; Streptophyta; Magnoliopsida; Fabales; Fabaceae
Source: the annotation of a GenBank genome assembly